This is a messenger RNA of Sphaerulina musiva SO2202, 4168 nucleotides long. RefSeq names its product 26S proteasome regulatory subunit Rpn2. Gene Ontology annotation, biological process: proteasome-mediated ubiquitin-dependent protein catabolic process; regulation of protein catabolic process. The transcript has 3 exons. The coding region runs from base 288 to 3701 and encodes 1137 amino acids. Lineage: Eukaryota; Fungi; Ascomycota; Dothideomycetes; Mycosphaerellales; Mycosphaerellaceae. Gene Ontology annotation, molecular function: enzyme regulator activity. The record is from RefSeq and is a predicted model, not a curated record. Gene Ontology annotation, cellular component: proteasome storage granule; proteasome complex; proteasome regulatory particle, base subcomplex.
AUCGCCUUCCCUUCUAGUGUGCCUGUUGUGUUACUAGCUGCUCUGCUCUGCUCCACUCCAUUUGCACUGUCCUUCACGACCCUCUCUCCCGACCGAACUCGCAUCGCAACUCCGUCAUCGAGCUCGUUUCCCGCCGCGGCUGCUGUCAUCUCCUCCGGACAUCAACACCCACCACUCCCCAUCACCAUCACCAUCACCAUCACCAUCAUCAUCCAUCGCCAUCACCAUCGCCAUCGCCAUCACCACUCGAGCACGCGCCAUCCCACUCUCCACAGCACGUGCGACGCAUGAUGGUCGGCUUGACAUCUGCUGCCGGUCUUGUCGGGUUCCUGACUGAAAAGGACCCGCAACUGCAGGCGUUUGCGCUCGAACGCCUCAACGAUGAGGUGGACACGGUCUGGACAGAGGUCUCGGGCUCCAUCGGUACAAUAGAAGCACUCUACGAGGACGACAACUUCAGCCACCGCGAAUUGGCCGCUCUGGUCCUGUCCAAGGUCUACUACCAGCUGCAGGAAUAUGACGAAUCCAUGGUCUUUGCCCUCGGCGCCGGCAAGCUGUUCGACUGGAAGUCCGAGGACGCUGGCGAAUACGAAGAGACCAUCCUCGCAAAAUGCGUCGACACCUAUAUCUCUCUUUGUGCCCUGCACAACCCUCCAACGCCUGCGUCUGCCACUGGUCGCCAUGGUUCCGCCGACAUCGAUAAUGCCGCUACAGCUUCCCCCACUACGCCCUUUUCGCAGGCUGCCAUUCCGUCAAAGUCACUUUUGGCGCGCCAGGACGAGCAGGCCUGGGACUCGUCUGCCCCAGGAGGAGGAAACGCAGGUGUUGCGGGAGCUCAUCCACAUCCUUUGACCUUGCAAAACCAAACGAAGAAGGCACUGCAGAACGUGGUCAAACGCAUCUUCGAGAGCUGCUACGAGGUUGGCGCCUACAAGCAGGUCAUUGGUAUUGCAGUGGAAGCCCGCAACAUGGACGUAUUGAGGGAAGCUAUCUUGCGUUCUAGCAGGGCAGAUUCUAGCAAGGGCAAGAAACCGGCAGUAGGAGGUCAGACCCAGGACCUGAUGGAGUACGUGCUGGACAUCUGCAUGAAUGUGGUACAAGAGCGCGGGUUACGGAAUGAGAUCCUGAAGCUGAUACUGGAUCUUCUGAACGAGAUCCCCAGCCCUGACUAUUUUGCCAUUGCGCGAUGCGUGGUAUACUUGAACCAGCAAUCCAUGGCCUCCGACAUGCUGCGCACACUCGUGCAAAAGGGCGAUGGCAAAUCUCUGGCGAUUGCGUACCAGCUGUCCUUUGAUCUAUAUGAAAAUGGCACGCAAGAGUUUUUGCAGAAGAUUAUGGAUGAACUGCCAGAAGAAGAGACCGAUGGAAGCCAUAUGAAUGGCAGCGCUGUGCGGCCCUCCACUCCUCAUCCUAACCAGAACGAAGAAGCCAGCGAAUCUGAUCAGCUCUUGUCCGAGCUCAACGACUCUGCUGGCGCACCCCCGACUUCGACGGUCGUAACAUCGAGAACGAGACCAAAGCCUGAUGACGAAAAGCAGGACAAAGCGUACAAGUCAAUCCGAAACAUUUUGCGCGGCACGACAAGCAUUGAGCUGAACAUGGAGUUCUUGUUCCGCCAAGCACACACAGAUCGUGCCAUCCUGAACAAGGUCAGAGACUCCUUGGAGGCGCGAAACAGCAUCUUCCAUACGUCUGUCACCUUCACCAACGCGUUCAUGAACGCAGGCACCACCGUGGACAGCUUUUUCCGCGACAAUCUAGAGUGGCUGGGUAAAGCUGUCAAUUGGAGUAAGUUUACUGCAACUGCUGCCCUUGGAGUCAUUCACCGCGGCAACAUCAACAAUGGCCAGAAGUUGCUCGACCCAUAUCUGCCCAAGGACAAUGCCCAGGCCAGCUCCGGUAGCACUUAUAGUCAAGGAGGCUCUUUGUAUGCCUUGGGACUCAUCUACACCAACCACGGUACAGACGUUCUCGACUACCUGCGUCGUCAGUUCAAGAACACACAAGAAGAGGUCGUGCAACACGGAGGUGCUCUUGGUCUUGGUACUGCCGGUAUGGCGACUGGAUCGGAAGAAAUUUAUGACGAGCUCAAGAACGUCCUUUACGCCGACUCCGCAAUCAACGGCGAGGCAGUCGGCCUUGCCAUGGGGCUUGUCAUGCUUGGCACGGGCAAUGUCCGCGCUCUCGAUGACAUGAUUCAAUACGCUCACGACACGCAGCACGAGAAGAUUGUCCGCGGUCUUGCAUUGGGUGUUGCUCUGAUUAUGUACAACAGACAGGAAGGUGCCGACGAGCUCAUCCAAGGACUUCUCGAGGAUGCUGAUCCGGCUCUCCGCUACGGCGGUAUCAUGACGAUUGCGCUUGCGUAUGCUGGCAGCGGCAGCAACAAGGCGGUACGCAAGCUUCUGCAUGUUGCUGUUUCGGACGUCAGUGAUGAUGUCCGACGAGUCGCAGUGAUGAGCUUGGGCUUCGUGCUAUUCCGCAAGCCUGGGAGUGUGCCGAGAAUGGUUGAGCUGCUGUCAGAGAGCUACAACCCACACGUGCGUUACGGUGCCACAAUGGCGCUGGGUAUCGCAUGUGCCGGCACUGGCCUGGACGAGGCUAUCGACUUGCUCGAGCCAAUGAUGAAGGACUCGGUUGAUUUCGUGCGACAAGGCGCAUACAUUUCAAUGGCCAUGAUUUUGGUACAACAGAACGAGAUUAUGAACCCUAAAGUCACAGCACUACGGAAGCAGUUGCAAAAGGCCAUUGCCGACAGACACGAGGAUGCUAUGGCGAAGUUUGGAUGUGCACUCGCUCUCGGCAUCAUCGAUGCUGGCGGUCGCAACUGUACCAUCGGCCUGCAGACACAGACUGGCAACCUCAACAUGACUGGCAUCGUGGGAAUGGCCGUGUUCUUACAAUACUGGUAUUGGUUUCCACUGACCCACUUCCUGGCAUUGUCGUUCACCCCGACGGCCAUCAUUGGCGUCGACUCCAACCUCGAGAUCCCCAGCUUCAAGUUCCACAGCAACACCCGGCCCAGCCAGUUUGAUUACCCACCUGAGGUUGAGGUGAAGACGGAAGAAGCUCCGGAGAAGGUUAAGACGGCUGUCCUUUCCACGACCGUGCAAGCCAAGCGCCGAAAGGCUGCCAAGGACAAGCAGAACCGGCGUGAGAGCAUGGAUGUUGAUCACACGCCUGAGACACCCAAGCCCGAUGCUGAUGGCGACAAGAUGGACACGGAUGACAACGUCAUCGAUACCAGCAAGCUGGGCGAGGAUGGCGAAAAGGACGGCAGGAAGAAGAUGGAAAAAGAAAAGGUCGGGUAUGAGCUCGAGAACAUGAGCCGUGUCCUCCCUGCACAGAUCCGGUACAUCAGCUUUUCUCCCGAGGGGCGGUAUCAGCCCGUCAAAAAGCCCACUGGUGGAGUGAUUUUGCUGAAUGAUACUCGGCCCAAUGAGCCGAGAUCUCUUCUCGAACUGAAAGCCAAGAAGAAGACUGCUGCGGCUGCGCCCGCACCUGGUGCUGGUGGCAACGCGACGUCGGGAACUCGCGACACUGACAUGGGCGGCUUCGAAGCUGCACUCGCGAGCGCUGGGCUUUCGGGGGCAGCCGCGGGAGCUGGCGUUUUGACAGCUGUUGAUGAAGACGACGAUGGGCAGGAAGCACCUGUGCCAGACGCCUUUGAGGUGGAUGAGGACGAGGCCGAAGAGGAAUAGGUUCUGCUUCCCAACCGUCAUUUGCAUCCCAGCCUCCGCAGACCGGUGGCGCCCGAGACGAUGCAAACCCCGGUAGGAUCCGACAGUGCGACGAUACCAAGCUCGGGUGGAGUUUCACGCGAGUUUGACAAUCUUACCAUGGAGGACAUGGAGCGAAGGAGAAGAGAGGCGUUGGCGGAUCCUGAAGAACGGCUUGCCGAGUUUCUGGGGGAUGAUCCUGCGGACAGGGAGUACUUUGACAGCACCGAAGACGAUACCGAUACUAAUUAGGUAGUUCUCAAAGGAGUAGCAAGCACAUGGGCGUGUUGAGCAGCAGUGAGGAGCAGCAUUUCCUGCAUCGAGGGUGUACUAUGGGCGUGUAAAGUAUUGUGGGCCGCUGUUUGUCGCUCACGUGGAGCCCGUAGGAAGAUACAGUAUGUAGUAUACUUACCUAUACUUAUAGCAUAGACACUAUGUCUUUCUCUCUU